UCGAAGCCCCGCGACACCGCCUGGGCUCCAAAAUUCCUCCUGCCGACAGCCAAAUAGAGAGCGAGAGAAAGACGCGAGAGCAAAGUAGCUAAAGAGAGAUCGUGAUGGGUUGCACACAAUCGAAGAUCGAGAACGAGGAGGCGGUGGCGCGAUGCAAAGAGCGGAAACAGUGGAUGAAAGUAGCCGUUUCCUCCCGCAACGCCUUCGCUGCCGCCCACUCCGCCUACUCCGUCGCCCUCAAGAACACCGGAGCCGCCCUCAGCGACUACGCCCAGGGCGAAGUUCCCCCUUCCGGUCACACCUCCGCCGCAGGCGCCUCCGCUUCCUCCUCCUCCGCCCAGGCCUCCGUCUCCGCCUCCACUUCCGCCGCAAUCCAGCUCCCCAUGGAGAAACUCCCGCCCCCUCCCCCGCCGCUCCCCGACUUCUCUUCCACCCCGCUCCAGCGCUCCGCCAGCAUGCCCGACCUCCCCAUCUCCAAGCCCAAGAAGAAACCCCCCGCCGACGCCUCUAUCCGCGAGGAGGACGACGACGAGGACUCCGCCUCCGCCACCGCCACCGUCCCUGACGAUGAUCUCCCAUCCCACCGCCGCCGACUCCUCCACCGCCCCACCGCCACCACCUCCGUCCCAGCCCCGCCCCGCCCCGCCCCCGCCCCGCCCCCGAUGCCGGAGUCCAAGGUGUGGGACUACUUCAUCUUUGGCGCCGAGGAGAAUAUGCCGCCGCCCACCCUCAGCCAGCCCGAGGAGACCUGGCCGCCGCAGGAAAGAAUGGAAAUUGAGGAGGAGAAGAUCAAAUCUCCUGCCAUCCCCCCUCCGCCACCGGCAGCGAGCAAUGACAUCCGUCGCGAUGAACCCCCGGUGACGCCACCGGAGAAUGUGGUCGCAGAGCCUCUGCCGCCAAAGCUGGUAAAGAAAUCCAAGCGGGGCGAUUCGGUGCACCACCAGCAUGCUGUGUCACCAUCGGAGUCCAAGAGGGGCACGAUGGUUGCGGCUACUGUUCCUCCUGUAAAUAUACUACGGGUUUUGAUCGAGCUGGAUGAUCAUUUCCUCAAGGCAUCAGAGAGUGCUCACGAGGUGUUGAAAAUGCUUGAGGCUACUCGGAUGCACUACCACUCAAAUUUUGCUGACAAUCGAGGACACAUUGAUCAUUCUGCAAGAGUUAUGCGAGUUAUCACAUGGAAUCGCUCAAUUAAAGGCAUACCUAACCCGGAUGAUGGGAAGGAUGAUUUUGAUAAUGAUGAAUGGGAAACGCAUGCGACCAUUUUAGAUAAGAUGCUAGCAUGGGAAAAGAAACUACAUGAUGAAGUGAAGGCAGGUGAAGGUAUAAAGAUUGAGUAUCAAAGGAAGGUUGCUUUACUCAAUAAGCAAAAGAAACAUGGUCUCCAUUCUGAAGCACUGGAGAAAACUAAAUCAGCCGUAAGUCAUUUGCAUACAAGAUACAUAGUCCAUAUGCAAUCUGUGGAUUCUACAGUUUCAGAAAUUAACUGUCUACGUGGUGAUAAGCUAUAUGCAACAUUGGUGGACCUUGUUGAUGGGAUGGCAAAGAUGUGGGAAACAGUGCAUGCACAUCAUGGCACCCAGCAUGAGAUUGUUGUGAACCUCAGAGCAUUUGACAUCUCGCUUGCUCCCAAGGAAACUAGUGAACAGCACCAUGAACGUACCGUCCAGCUUUGGCAAAUUGUGAGACAGUGGCAUUUACAGUUUGAAAAACUAACAAAAAGUCAGAAAGAGUACAUUAAAGCACUCAACAGCUGGUUAAGGCUGAACCUCAUUCCAAUUGAGAGCAGCUUGAAGGAGAAGGUGUCGUCACCACCACAACCAUCUCAACCUCCUAUCCAGGCCCUGCUGCAUUCAUGGAACGACCAGCUCGAGAAGCUCCCAGAUGAGCUGGCUAGGAAUGCUAUUUAUAGCUUUUCAGAAGUUGUACGCACAAUUGUGGUGCAUCAGCAGGAUGAACUGAAAACAAAAGAGAAAUGUGAGGAUCUCCGCAAAAAGUUUAUACGAAAGAAACGGGCUUUUGAUGAUUGGUCCUAUAAGUAUUUAGAGAGAAGGGCAGCAUCAGGUGAGGAGGCCAAUCCUGAGGGUGGCAGAGCAUCUAAUCAGGACACUCUGGCAGAAAGGAAGCUUGCAAUAGAGACUCUGGAGAGCAGGCUUAAGAAUGAGGAGGAAGCCUAUGGAAAGCUGUGCCAGCAGGUGAGAGAGAAGUCGCUUGGGAGUCUGCAGACACAUCUGCCAGAGCUCUUUCGGGCUGUAUCAGACUUUGCUCUAGCAUGUUCUGAGAUGUAUAAGAAGUUGAGAUCUGUCACUCAGUCACAGAAUGGUGCUUAACUAGCUCGAGUUCAAGAAAUUUCUUGUACAGUUAUUCAAUUUGUAUGUGUUACCUAUUUUUAGGUUCUUUGAUUUAUAUUUGUUGUUUAUUGCUUGUUGUGAAUGACCUGAAGAAGGGAUUUCACCAUCUCUCUAUGUAAAAAAAUAAGUAUGGAUUGCUGAAUAUGACUCAUAUAGAAAAAAAACUUUGUUUAUUCU
Molecule: messenger RNA, 2525 nt
Organism: Elaeis guineensis (African oil palm)
Lineage: Eukaryota; Viridiplantae; Streptophyta; Magnoliopsida; Arecales; Arecaceae
Product: protein ALTERED PHOSPHATE STARVATION RESPONSE 1-like
Source: RefSeq, a predicted model, not a curated record